AUGAGGUACGCCGAGUCAAGGACACCACUCGAAUGUCCGUUGCAACUGACAUGGAAACUAAACAGACAACACUCAGCGCAUCACAACAAUACCAAAACACAACAUCUUCGACAUAACGACGACGACGACGACGUCGACGACGAUGACAACGAUGAUGAUGAUGACGAAGACGAAGGUGAGAUGAUCAUCAUUCAUGCGGAACAGAUUCGUCUAACACAAUCCUAA
This is a messenger RNA of Haemonchus placei, 225 nucleotides long. The record is from the annotation of a GenBank genome assembly. Lineage: Eukaryota; Metazoa; Nematoda; Chromadorea; Rhabditida; Trichostrongylidae.